Messenger RNA from Dracunculus medinensis (Guinea worm), 522 nucleotides. The record is from the annotation of a GenBank genome assembly. NCBI's taxonomy places the organism in Eukaryota, Metazoa, Nematoda, Chromadorea, Rhabditida, Dracunculidae.
AUGUAUGAACUGGCAUUAUCAGCUGCUGAUACACCAGGUCCGUGUCCAUCAGGUGCUAUUGGUUCAACGUGUCAAAAUAAAGCUACCGAUACUGAAUGUAGAUUAGCGUUUGCAGAUGAUCCUAUUGUAAACGACAAUCGAGUAUCGUCUAAUUGUAUGACAAUGAAAUUUUUUGCCGAAAUGUGCAGAAGCAGAUGUCUAAGUUGUUGUCUUCUUCCUGAAUAUGGUUGUUCAGAUGAACCGAAUGUAGUUCCCAUGUCUUGUGCAGAUGUAAAAAAGCAAAAUCUAUGUAAUAGUACUGAUCCAGUCUUGCAAGAUGCGAUCCAGCGAGGUUGUGCUCAAACAUGUGGGCUAUGUUCCACAUCAAGUUGUAAAGAUAUGAAUGGGCAAUAUUGUAUUACCAAUGAAGCAAAAUGUAAAUGUGCUGACAAAGUUAAUAACUGUGAUCCUAAUUAUUGUGAAAUUCCUGCUUAUAAAUAUAUCCUGGAAGAACAAUGUAAAAAAACUUGUGGAAAAUGCUAG